AUGUGCGCCAGGAUCGCCGAGCAGCAGCGGCAGCGGGCUUCGGCCGCGAGGCGCCUGCGCCAGGCGGAGGACGAGCGCAGGCUCGAGAGGUUGGUGGCGGGGAGGACGGCGAUGAUGAUCCGGCCGCUGGACCUGUCGGUGAACAACCACCUGCAACAGCUGCGCGCGUCGGUGGACGCGUCGUGGUCGUCUUUCUCGACGGCCUGGGACGCGAGACGGGCGAGGGGUAGCGGGUCGGGAAGCACCGAAGGCGGCGGGCUGCACUCGGAUGCGAAGGCGACUGCUGCGCCGCCGCUACCCCCCGCCGCCGGGUUCGUGAUGCCCCCCUGCACCCACCGCGGAGCCCCCCCCGCCGCCGGCAGUGGGAGAGGGCGACGGCACACGGCCGUCGAAGAGGGGGAGAGAACAGCAGCGGCGGAGGCGGAGUGCCCGGAGUGCGCCGCGAUUGCCGCCGCGCACGUGCUCGCCGGCGCCGGCGCCGCCACCACCGGUGGACGGCUGCAACAGCAGCAGGGGAGAGGAACCGACGUCUUCGACGUCUGGGCGGGUUCCUCGCUGGGGGUUCUCAACGCAGACGCGCUGCACAGGUCGCUGACCUUCCUGCAGCCCCGGGACCUGCUAGAGCUGGCGCAGGCGUCGAGGGGGGCCCGGGAGGCGGCGGACUCGCAGCUGGUGUGGAGGGAGGUGUGGUGGGCGAGGUUCGGAGCGAUCUGGGAGUCGGAGAUCUGCAAGAAGGCGGCGCGGAGAUGGCACCUGCACGAUUGGAACCCCAAGUCGUCUGCGGUAACUCAGCGUUCGUUCAUUCUCCGUUGCGUUGGUGCCACCUGGAGUUGUUGGGCCGGCGGCAAGUGCUGGGUGUCCAUGCUGCUCAUCGCGUGUGUUGUUGGUUGGUUGCGUGGUUUGUGCCAAUGGCGAGUCGGUCUGUUUGCGACACCUCAGAACAGAUACAAUUGUACAACCAACUAG
This is a messenger RNA of Ectocarpus siliculosus, 966 nucleotides long. NCBI's taxonomy places the organism in Eukaryota, Phaeophyceae, Ectocarpales, Ectocarpaceae. The record is from the annotation of a GenBank genome assembly.